CCGCGCUCUCCCGACGGGAACCACGCUGGCUUCGCCCGUACCUUCAGUUUACUAUCGUAAGCUCACUCGGACAGGUGAGCGCCGCGCUCACGGCCGAUCGGGCGAUGACACGGUUCUAUGCAAAUUCGUUUGUCAUCAUUUUAAUCUCGCGAUCGUGAAUUGAAUUCGAUUUUACUUCGAUUUACUUUUGCCUACAUUAAAUUUAAAAGUAGUGCAAAACAUGCAAAAGUGCUAUUUGCAAUAGUUUACUGACACAAUUGAAUGUACGAACACAAUUUGCAUGCUUCCCAAUUAUGCUAACGCCAGCACCGACGACAUGUUAAAAGCGUGAAGUUACAAUAAGACAAUUGUGUGAAUAGAAACAUUCGUUUUCAUCGCUGAGACAUACCAAACAAAUCUGUUCCUGCCAUUGUGUUGUACAUCAUAUAAAAAUUCUGAGCGCUAAGAAGUGAAAAAUUCUAGAAGGAACAUGUCGAUUACAAGUAUCGUUCGAGCAAGAUGACGUCGGAUAAGCAAACGAGAUCGUCCUCCUGGCUGUUACGAUCAUGUAAAAGGAGCCGGUUUAAAAUAGAAUUGCUGUACUUCAUAUUUGGAUAUUUGUUAACGUGUUGUUCGGCUAGAAACAAUCCUCCCAGAUUUCUCAUAGAUGGACAAACAGAAAUUGUUCUCAGAUUGAAGGAGGGGUCUGAGACUCCGAUUGGUAGCCUAAUUUACAAGCUCAGAGGCAUCGACCCAGAUAAUGACGUAUUGACCUUCGGCGUUCGAGAUCAGCCUGAUAGCGAUGUGAUUCAAGUCGAAAAUUUCGGUCUCACUGAAGCCAACAUUUAUUUAAAUAAAUUACUGGACAGAGAGACGAAAGACGAAUAUGCACUCGUGUUAACAUUGACGGAUGGAAGGUUGGGGGAGGGAAAUUUUAUCACCCAAAGUCUCCUGCUUCUGGUCGAGGACAUUAACGAUAACGUUCCGAUUUUCCGUCCACAUCCUACCUCGUUAACACUUCGGGAGGAUUCACGCCCGGGUAUCUUAACAACGGUGGAAGCUACUGACGCCGAUUUGGGUGCUCACGGUCAAGUGGUGUAUUACCUUCAGGAGUUAGAUGGCGAUAACAACGUUUUCAGCAUAUCGACCGUCAAUGGCAAGGGCGUCAUACGCUUAGUGGGUUCCUUGGAUUACGAACGAAAGUAUCUGUAUCAACUGCGGAUAUUGGCUGUGGAUCGUGCAAUAAAUGAAAAGGUAAAUACGGGAACCACCGCGAUUUUGAUCAAAGUACAGGAUGUGGAGGACCAACCGCCGGAAUUCAUAGCCAUGACGCCUGUCGCAAGGAUCAGCGAAAAUGUUAGGAUUGGCACAUCUGUUUUACAAGUUCGUGCUGUGGAUGGUGAUAAGGGGAUAAACAAUAAAGUGACUUAUAGCAUCACGAAAGGUCCGAGAUAUCUGUUUGAUAUCGAUGCGACUUCCGGCCUCGUGUUCACCAGAGCGCAAUUGGAUAGAGAGGCUGAGGAGAAUAGCGAUGGCACUUUCAUUCUAGAAAUUACGGUGAAGGAAGUAUCGAAGAUUAAUCCACCGCCGUCUGUCAGUACCGAGGUGACCAUUAUUCUUACCGACGAAAAUGACGAAACGCCGACAUUUCGAAGCAUGCUGUACCAUGCCGAAAUAAACGAGAACGCGCCGGAAAAUACGCCAGUUAAUUUCAUUGGCGAUGCUGUGCCAGAAGUUUUUGAUCAUGACUUGGGUACCAACGGCACAUUUCGAAUAUUUAUCGAAGGCGAUGGUGGGAUGUUUGAUGUAACACCGUUUCGCGGAAUCAAUGAGGCACCGUUUUUAAUACGCGUUAAGGAUUCGAGUAAACUCGAUUUUGAAAAGAUAUCCGUGGUAAAUUUCACUCUCGUCGCGAGAGAAAUCUCGCCGGUUUUGCCGAAAUAUAGCGCGGUACCAGUUACGGUCUUUAUAAAGGAUCAAAAUGACAAUUAUCCCGAAUUUACGAAAGAUAUCUACGAGGUCUCGAUACCUGAGAAUUGUGUCGAGGGAACGACCGUGGCUUGGGUACAGGCUUUGGACGGAGACAGCGGUAACUUUGGAACGCACGGAAUACGAUAUACAACUUUAGGCGGUAGCAUUGCGCAUGCAUUGACGAUGGAUUCUCUCUCUGGCGUAAUCACGGUCAAGCAUCCUGGACCCAGUUUCGAUCGGGAAUUAGUCGCUCGGCAUUAUCUCACCGUCGAGGCGCGAGACCAUCUCGGAAAAGGGAAUCGCAACUCCGCGCAAUUGAUAGUUAAUAUUGAUGACGUUAACGACAACGCUCCUAUAUUUCUGCAAAAUAAAUACGAGGCGGUGCUGUUGGAGAAUGAAGAUCACUUUGAAUCGCCUCUAAUUGUCGAAGCGUCCGACAACGAUCUGAAUGGAACGCGAAACAGUGAAAUAGUCUAUGCCCUGGUGUCAAGCGAGUUCUCCCGAAACUUUACCAUCGAUCCGAAACGCGGAGUUGUUACACCCGCUCGUCCUCUGGAUUAUGAGGCUCUGCCUAUCAAUCAGGGACACAAAGAAACGAUCAUUCGUCAAUUGAGAUUGACAGUGAGAGCCAGAGAUUUGGGCACGCCGAGUCUGACUUCUGACGUUCCUCUGAUCAUUUAUCUGAGAGACGUUAACGAUAAUGCUCCAGUUUUUGAAAGAGCUUUGUAUAAGAGAAAUAUUCCUGAGGAUUUGCCAGGUGGCACGAGUAUUGUACAAGUGAAAGCUUGGGACAAAGACCUGUCCUCGCCGAAUAACAAGUUGGUUUACCGAAUUCAGAGCGGGGCCGGAGACAAGUUUGUAAUUAGCCCCGAGACAGGCGUGAUCCGAGUGGCGCCGGGCUCGAACUUAGAUCCGGAUCUUACGUCGCCGAAAACCACGAGAUAUAACUUGAACGUUAUCGCCAUCGACAGCGGUACGGAAAUUCAACUGACGGCCGAGGUUCUCGUGAACAUCACGAUUCUGGAUGUCAAUAAUAAACCGCCGUUUUUCAUCGACCCCGGGACUGUUAUUAUCAGGGAAAACACUCAGGUCGGUGCUUACGUUCAUCGCAUAGUGGCGCAGGAUCUGGAUGCAGCUCCGAUUCUGCGUUUUCGCGUUGAUCCCAACUCAUCGGAGGCACGAAAUGAGGAGGGUACUUUGAUCAAAGUGCAAGAGUAUGACUACCUAGCAGCGCUGGAGUUAAAUGCACUGGAUGGCUUACUACGUAUAGUAAAAUUAUUAGACAGGGAGAGAGUGGAAACUAUUAGACUGGGGCUUGUAGUCGAAGACUUGGCCGCAGUGAGAGGCUUGCAAACUGCAUCCGCUACGCUGAGUAUAAUUAUCGAUGAUGAGAACGAUAAUAAUCCUAAAUUCCGAAGACCAUUUUACAGACGUUCUGUUACGGAAAACAGUAAAAAUGGCGUUAAUAUCGCGAAUAUUGUUGCCGAUGACGCCGAUAAAAAUCGUAGCAUUACGUAUUCCUUACAAGGCCCGAAAGAGAUCACUGACCUCGUGCAUUUAGAUCCUGAGACCGGAGAAAUGGUUGUCGCUAACAAAAUCGACAGAGAAAUAUAUUCAUGGUUGAAUUUAACUGUUAAGGCCACAGAUUCUGGAAUUCCACCUCGAUCAGGUGUAUCAGAAGUAUAUGUUCAAGUCUUGGACGAAAAUGACAAUAAUCCGUAUUUUGUUUCGAACAUCAGUAACGUGACUGUUAUGGAGAAUUCAAAAAUUGGCACAGAAAUCACUGUAAUACAGGCAGCAGAUUCUGAUAGCGGAGAUUAUGGGAAAAUCACUUAUCUUUUAGACAGAAUGUCAUCUCAGGGGACUUUCGCUAUUCAUCCAGAAACAGGAUCGCUGACAGUGGCUGACGUUCUGGACUGGGAGACCAGACACACUUAUGUUUUGGUCAUAGAAGCGUGGGAUAAUUAUCAAUUUGGUUAUACCGCGGGAGAGUCUCGAAAUGCAUUUAAGCAAAUCCAAGUUACAGUCAUCGAUGUAAAUGACAAUGCUCCGAAAAUGGAUAUACCUCAAAAUUGCAUCUCAAUAUCUGAAUUUCAUGAUAUACGGGACUUAAUAUACAUUAUAAAAGCGAAGGACGCUGAUGACCCGACCACGCCAAACGGACGCGUUAUAAUUAGGAUCACUUCUGGCAAUGAAUUAGGUUUAUUUAUAUUGGAACAAACGGAUUAUUGGACGGCAAAGAUAAAAGCUGCUCAACCACUGAGAGGAAAAUUUGGAAAUUACACGUUAAAUGUCGAAGUACGUGAUCUGGGAACACCGUCGAAUAAGAAUAAUGGAAUUUUGAAAAUUUGCGUCACCGAUUACAAUGAUAAUCCUCCUUUGUUUAUAAGUCCCCAACACAACACCACCAUCCGUGUUCCGGAGAAUGUAACAAUAGGAAGUCCGAUUAUUCAGAUCGAAGCGAGAGAUGCCGAUACGGGAUUAAACGGCGAUGUGCAUUAUCGUUUAAAGCAGGAUCUCGCGGGCCAUUGGAAGACCUUUAGCAUUGAUGAAAAAACAGGCAUGAUAUCCUUAAAGUUACCGCUCGACAGAGAGACUCAAAAAUUAUACGAGAUACGCGUCGAAGCAUACGAUUUGGGUAUCCCGACGCCUUUAAGCUCAGAUCUCGAUCUAAUUAUUUAUGUGCGGAACAUCAACGAUUUCGAGCCGCAAUUUUCAGUGAGCGUUUUUAACAUUAAUUUCACGGAGGAACAUCCGCCAGGAUCGGAGAGGGUAAUACUCCCAGAAACGUUCGACAAUGACGAUGUUGACGAUUUGGACGAUCCUCCCACUCAAGUCUGUUAUUUCAUAAUUGGCGGAAACGACGAUGGACUGUUCGUUUUGGACAUUUAUAAACAUGAACUUGGCACUGCUAAGUUACUGGACAGAGAACAGCAAGAAGAACAUACAUUGCUUAUUAAAGCAACGGAGGAUUGCAAGACCGUGCCAGAAAAUCAAACAACGUUCGACAAGGCUGAUGCCACUCUAUUACAAGUCAUCAUAAAAGUUGACGACAUUAAUGACAACGCACCUCAAUUUAUUAAAAACGUUUUUACGGGUGGCGUUACUACUGAAGCCGACUUUGGCACGCAAUUUAUGCACAUAAAGGCAAUUGAUGCGGAUGCUGGCGAGAACGCUGUACUCAGUUAUUAUCAAGUGGGCAAAAUUCAUAUGACGUUAACUGAAGGCUUCGAAAAUAUGCAACUGCAACCUUUUUUAGUAAAUAAAGAUGAUGGAGCAGUGAGUUUAAAUUUUGAUCCUCAACGAGGGAUGAAAGGCUACUUUGAUUUCAUGGUACUUGUUAACGAUACAUAUGGCUUGCAAGACACUGCGAGAGUUUUUAUCUAUUUGUUACGGGAGGAUCAAAGGGUUCGUUUUGUUCUCCGUCAACAUCCGCCAGAAGUCAGAAGUCGAAUUGAGAAUUUCCGAGAAGUUCUGGGUAACGUCACUAGUGCUAUAAUUAACGUUGACGAAUACAAAGUGCAUGAAAACCAAGACGGUUCUGUAGACAGAACGAAAACGGAUUUAUAUUUGCACCUCGUAAAUCGUCGGGACAAUUCGAUCCUCGAGGUAUCCGAGGUCCUCGAAUUGGUCGACCGAAACAUCGAAAAACUCGACAACCUAUUCAAGGAGUUCAACGUCCUCGAUACGCAGCCAGCGAAGCCUGAACCGAUUAUACAAUACGAACAAGCUGGAACGACUUUCUGGCUUCUCACAUUGACCCUAUUUCUAGGAGCUCUACUGAUUCUGUGUGUCGCUUUAUGUUUGUCCCAAAGGGCGUCUUUCCGUCGACAACUGAAAGCGGCGAACGCAUCACCGUUCGGUGCGUCAGACUCGGAAUUUAUCAGAAGUCCUGGUCGCGUUCCGAACACGAACAAACACAGCGUCGAAGGAUCGAAUCCCAUAUGGAUGCACGCUUACGAAAACGAGUGGUUCAAGAACGACGAGUCGUUUAGCCAUACGUCCGAAAGAGAUUCUCUCGACGAGAAUGCGCUUAAUAACGAAGAGAUGAUGAAUGAAGCUAACACAAACCAAAGAGCUGAGGAUAAACCAUAUUACAUAGAGCCAAGAAUUUCCACUAUUUCUAGUGUGGAGAGUAUCGAUAUUCAAAAUAAUUUUAACAGAAAUUCACCAAUUUACUCAGGACAAAAUACAAUCGUCAAUCCCCUGGGAAAAAAGAUCGAAACGACGGAAUUAUAGCAAAUCAAUAAGUAUUGAGGUCACGUGUGAUUCACGCUAUGCCACUGAAUAUUCCUUAGAUGCAGAAUAAAGCCCGGGAAUUAUUUUGUAAAUAAUUAUGUUGCAUAAAGAAGAUAGAAUGAUUCCUCAUCGGCUGUUGUAACUACACAAGACUCCUACAAAUUAUUUAUUGUAACAAAUUUAGCAUAUAAAAAAUAAUGUAUAUUUAAUUCAUAAUUGAUAUGUAUUUCAAUGAAUGAAUUUGAUAUGUAUGUAACGCAAGAGAUAUUUUUUAUUAUUAUUAUGAGUGCUGAACUUUUUGAAUGAUUUAAUUUAUACUUUAAUAUUAGUCAACAUCUACUUGCACAACGACUUAUCGUACAAUAAAUUUUUGUACACCUUUGUAUUUUUUAUAGACAAAUAAAUGAUUUUUUUCAGUA
Messenger RNA from Wasmannia auropunctata (little fire ant), 6608 nucleotides. Its product is annotated as cadherin-23. Gene Ontology annotation, molecular function: calcium ion binding. Bases 499 to 6189 code for a protein of 1896 amino acids. The transcript is spliced from 26 exons. Gene Ontology annotation, biological process: homophilic cell-cell adhesion. The record is from RefSeq and is a predicted model, not a curated record. NCBI's taxonomy places the organism in Eukaryota, Metazoa, Arthropoda, Insecta, Hymenoptera, Formicidae. Gene Ontology annotation, cellular component: plasma membrane.